Carya illinoinensis is the source of this 767-nucleotide messenger RNA. RefSeq lists its product as uncharacterized. NCBI's taxonomy places the organism in Eukaryota, Viridiplantae, Streptophyta, Magnoliopsida, Fagales, Juglandaceae. Gene Ontology annotation, biological process: ribosomal large subunit biogenesis. The record is from RefSeq and is a predicted model, not a curated record. The coding region runs from base 1 to 654 and encodes 217 amino acids. The transcript is spliced from 4 exons. Gene Ontology annotation, cellular component: nucleolus.
AUGUCUGGAGCAAAAGUUUUUCCACUAAGAAACCUCUCUAUCAGGGGUGUAUUUGGAAAGUUGGGAGAGCCAGAGAAGCCAGAGGGUGGAGAGAGAGAUGUGGGAGGGUCACGAAGAAGAUACAAGAAGUCGAAACUGAAGGUGAGGGUGGGCCUACCAAGGAAAAACCCUAACGUAUGCAAGCCGGCGUUCUCCCUUCCUCCGAAGCUCCGCUCCUUGCUUCCGCAAGACCCCAACUGGGACGGCAAGGCCAGCGUCAUCCAAAAUUACAAGUCCUUCGGCGUCGUAUCCAAUCCCAACUAUCUCGGCGUCCGAUCCCGCACCUCUCACAUCAUCGAAACCGAAUCUCUCCAGGUCCCCCACCCGUCCCUUGAACCCGAAGCCGCCCCCACGGACUACGACCCUAUCGCCUCUGAUUUGAAAUCAGCACUGGGAAAGCAGCGAAGUGAUGGAAAAUCUGCACCACCACAACCAUUGACCGCAAUGCAGCGUCUUCAUAUUGGCCAGUUGAUUGAGAAAUAUGGAGAUGAUUAUGAGAGAAUGUUCAUGGAUACAAAGCUAAAUUCCACGCAACAUUCAGUUGCAUCUCUGGAGAAACUUUGUAAAAGGUAUCACAUGCAUAAAGAUAGGAAUCCCAUAAUGGUUUCCAGUUGACAAUAGCUUUAUUUGGAGCUGCGAUGCCUUUUGAACCUUUGGAACUAAGUAUGUUAUUCCAGGCCUCAAUUUGUUGUAGGAUGAUUUUACUGAUAAAAAAAAAAGUUGUGUAA